CAUCCCCCAUCGCUCUCUAACGUGCCACGUGCGUGGGUCCUCUUCUUUCGAAUCGCCUUCGUGACAAAUCCGCUCUGCCAUGACGGGCCGCUGAUUCUUGUGACACACAUUCUCUCUCUUCCCUUGCAUUCUCCUUCAUUGCCUCGCCUUGUGUCGUGGUUCCCUUCCUUCAUCCCCUUGUCGCAAACCCGGAACCUGUCUGUGUCUGCGACUCCCUAAAUCUAGUCGCCGCCUCGUUUUCGUCUCGUGCGCCCGCCUGCGCUCUGCGCUCCGCCCACCAUGGAAGACGCCUUUGCCCGCUCUGCCGACGAGGUUCUCGCCAACUUCCAGGUCGACAGCGUUGAUGGCUUGAGCGACGCGCAAGUCGCCGACCUGCGCAACAAGCACGGUCGCAACUCUAUCCCGGAAGAGCCCCCGACUCCCCUCUGGGAGCUUAUUCUCGAACAGUUUAAGGAUCAACUUGUCAUUAUCCUUCUUGGCUCCGCCGCCGUUUCUUUUGUCUUGGCUCUUCUCGACGACGAAGAGGGCUGGAGCGCAUUCGUCGACCCUGCGGUUAUUCUCACAAUUCUCAUUCUCAAUGGUGUCGUCGGAGUCUCCCAGGAGAGCAGCGCUGAAAAGGCUAUCGCCGCCUUGCAAGAAUACUCGGCCAACGAGGCCAACGUCGUUCGCAACGGAGGACAUGUUUCGCGAGUCAAGGCUGAGGAGCUGGUCCCCGGCGACAUUGUUACCAUCGCUGUCGGCGAUCGAAUCCCCGCCGACUGUCGAAUCAUUUCCAUUGAGAGCAACAGCUUCUCCGUCGACCAAGCCAUCCUUACUGGAGAGAGCGAAAGCGUCGGCAAGGAUGCUGCCGCUGUGAUCAACGACGAAAAGGCCGUUCUUCAGGACCAGGUCAAUAUGCUGUUUUCCGGAACUACUGUCGUCACUGGUCGCGCCAGGGCCGCUGUUGUUCUGACUGGAUCCAACACUGCCAUCGGUGACAUCCACGAGAGCAUCACUGCCCAGAUCUCCGAGCCCACGCCUCUGAAGCAGAAGCUCAACGACUUCGGUGACAGCUUGGCCAAGGUUAUUACUGUCAUCUGCAUCCUGGUCUGGCUCAUCAACAUCCCCAACUUCAACGACCCCAGCCAUGGUAGCUGGACCAAGGGCGCCAUCUACUAUCUCAAGAUCGCUGUGUCCCUCGGUGUCGCCGCUAUUCCCGAAGGUCUUGCCGUUGUCAUCACCACCUGCCUUGCCCUCGGAACCCGAAAGAUGGCCGCUAAGAACGCUGUGGUCCGAAGCUUGCCCUCUGUCGAGACCCUCGGAAGCUGCAGUGUCAUCUGCUCCGACAAGACCGGUACUCUGACCACCAACCAGAUGAGCGUCAACAAGAUUGUCCACCUCAACGAGGAUGGCAGCGAUCUCACCGAGCUAGAGGUUGAGGGAACCACCUUUGCCCCCCGCGGCGCCAUCAAGUCGAACGGUGAAGUCGUUCAUAACCUUUGCGGCUCUUCUGCUACCAUCCGUCAAAUGGCCGAGGUCGCUGCGCUUUGCAACGACGCUCAGCUUGCCUAUGAUUCCCGCACUGCUACUUUCUCGAGCGUUGGAGAGCCCACCGAGGGCGCCCUCCGAGUCCUCGUCGAGAAGCUUGGUCCUUGUGCCCCCGCCGACACUCGUCCUGAAGACUGCGUCCACUUCGCCAGCGCCCGCUAUGAACACAGCCUCCCUCGCCUUGCUACCUACGAAUUCUCCCGUGACAGGAAGAGCAUGUCUGUUCUGGUCAGCACCGGCAACGAGAAGAAGCUUCUCAUCAAGGGUGCUCCCGAGUCUGUCAUCGAACGCUGCUCGCACACUCUUGUCGGUUCCGACGGCAAGAGGGUUUCUCUAAGUCGCAAGGUCGCCGAAGUCUUGAUGGAGGAGGUUGUCCAGUAUGGUAACCGUGGUCUCCGAGUCAUCGCUCUCGCCAGCAUCGAUAAUGUCGCAAAUAACCCCCUUCUCCACGCCAAGACCACCGAGGAUUACGCCCAGCUCGAACAGAACAUGACCUUCCUUGGCCUCGUCGGCAUGCUUGAUCCCCCCCGUCCCGAGGUGCCCAUCUCCAUUCAGCGCUGCAAGGAUGCCGGCAUUCGCGUCAUCGUCAUCACUGGAGACAACCGCAACACUGCCGAGAGCAUCUGCCGACAGAUUGGUGUCUUUGGCGAGCACGAGGACCUCACUGGAAAGAGCUACACUGGCCGCGAAUUCGAUGAUCUCCCUGAAAGUGAGCAGCUGAAGGCUGCCAUGCGCGCAUCUCUGUUCUCUCGUGUCGAGCCUGGCCACAAGUCCAAGCUUGUUGAUCUGCUCCAGUCCGCCGGCGAGGUCGUUGCCAUGACUGGCGACGGUGUCAACGAUGCCCCCGCUCUCAAGAAGGCCGAUAUUGGUGUUGCCAUGGGUUCCGGAACUGAUGUCUCUAAGCUGGCCGCCGACAUGGUCCUCGCCGACAGCAACUUCGCCACCAUUGAGGUCGCCAUCGAGGAGGGUCGUUCCAUCUACAACAAUACCCAGCAGUUCAUCCGCUACCUGAUCUCCUCCAACAUCGGUGAGGUUGUCUCCAUCUUCUUGACCGCCGCUCUUGGCAUGCCCGAGGCUCUCGUCCCCGUUCAGCUCCUCUGGGUCAACCUCGUCACCGACGGUCUCCCCGCCACCGCCCUGUCUUUCAACCCUCCGGAUAACGACAUCAUGAAGCGUCGCCCGCGUAAGCGUGACGAGGCCCUCAUCGGUGGCUGGUUGUUCUUCCGCUACCUCAUCAUCGGCACCUACGUCGGCCUCGCCACUGUGGCCGGCUACGCCUGGUGGUUCAUGUACAACGCCGAGGGCCCCCAGAUCAGCUUCCGCCAGUUAACCCGCUUCCACCACUGCUCUGCUGAUUUCCCCGAGAUUGGCUGUGAGAUGUUCUCCAAUGACAUGGCCAAGGCCGGCUCGACCGUCUCACUGACCAUCCUGGUCGUCAUCGAGAUGUUCAACGCCAUGAACGCCCUCUCGUCCAGCGAGUCCCUCCUCACCCUCCCCCUAUGGAAGAACAUGAUGCUCGUCUACGCCAUCGCCCUGUCCAUGGCGCUGCACUGUGCUCUCCUCUACGUCCCCUUCCUCCAGGGUCUGUUUUCCAUUGUCCCGUUGAACCAGGCCGAGUGGAAGGCGGUCGUCAUCAUUAGUGCGCCCGUCAUCAUUCUUGACGAGGUCCUCAAGAUCAUUGAGCGUCAGUUUUUCGUCCAGACGACGACCGAUGUCUCCCUUAAGACAAAGAAGGAGCAAUAG
This is a messenger RNA of Ilyonectria robusta, 3270 nucleotides long. RefSeq lists its product as uncharacterized. The coding region runs from base 280 to 3270 and encodes 996 amino acids. NCBI's taxonomy places the organism in Eukaryota, Fungi, Ascomycota, Sordariomycetes, Hypocreales, Nectriaceae. Gene Ontology annotation, cellular component: membrane. Gene Ontology annotation, molecular function: ATP hydrolysis activity; P-type calcium transporter activity; ATP binding. Gene Ontology annotation, biological process: intracellular calcium ion homeostasis; calcium ion transmembrane transport. The transcript is spliced from 4 exons. The record is from RefSeq and is a predicted model, not a curated record.